CAAGUGUUUUUGUACUAUCCAAGUACUUACUUGACAGAAAUAUCGGGGAUUGAAUUUUGGAGAAUGUGAUGAUGAAACGAAACUGCAACGUCUUGGUCCGUCACGUGUGUUAUCAUAUGAUGUAUAGGUGUGAGGCAAAGUGGUUUGUUUUUGUUGUACCAUACACAUGGCACCUAUCGUGAAGUUUUGCUGAUGUGUAAUAACUUUUUUGUGCUCGUGUUUUCCUGUGCCUAUAUCGAUGGGUUAACACAUAGCAUCAGUAGUAAUAACUUGCAUCCGUACACGAACGAGGAGGAGAAGCUUUUCGUUAACAUGUCGAUGAUGCUUGUGUCUGGUUAUCGUUUUCGCAGCAAAACGUAAGCCCUGCACGACGCGGGGCCGGGGGAGCAGACUGUUUUCGGAGCAUUGCAAUUCCUAGGAGAUCGUCAAAUCAAGGAGAAUUGGGGUGCGUGGGACUGCGAACUCCUGCUGAACGUCAACAGUGGAUAUUGAGCAGGUCAAUAAUUUCAUGGACGAAAGCAAUGACUCCUCGGUCGAGCAAAAUGACCUGCAAGAGGCAUUUUCCAGCUACGCAACCGGCUCACUGUUUGACCCCGGGGACGAAAGGGACAGGGCCGAGAAGAGCGACUUGGGUGACAUGACCUUUCACAUCGGCAGCUACUUAAACGGCUGCAUGAAGAUGCUCCACAUAAUGCGCAGCCACCACAUGCUCACCGACAUCGUCCUCGAGGUCGGCUCGGAGCUAUUUCACGCGCACAAAGUUAUCCUCGCGGCCGCCAGUCCAUACUUUAAGGCCAUGUUGACAGGGGGAUUGAAAGAGUGCGAGAUGAACAGGAUAAAGCUGCAGGGAGUGUGUCCGACUGCCAUGGCCAAGUUGGUCAACUUCAUGUACACGGGGAAAAUCAGAAUCACCGAGGUGACCGUGUGUUCGCUUUUGCCUGCCGCGACGAUGUUCCAGGUAUCAAAUGUUGUAGAGGCUUGCUGCACUUUUCUAGAAAAACAGCUCGAUCCAACAAACGCCAUUGGCAUAGCGAAUUUUGCCGAGCAGCAUGGCUGCUGCGACCUCUACCACAGAGCCAAUCAGUUCAUCGUCCAGCAUUUUAGCCAAAUUUGCCAGGAAGAAGAAUUCCUGCAGCUGUCGGCGAUGCAGCUAGUUUCCCUCGUACGAAAAGACGAGCUGAACGUCCAGGAAGAGCGAGAGGUCUACAACGCCGUCCUCAAGUGGGUCAAGUACAACGAAGAGUCGCGGAGGCCCAAGAUGGAGCCGAUUCUACACGCGGUACGCUGCCAGUACCUGACGCCGAGUUUUCUCAGUGAGCAGAUGAACAACUGUGACGUCCUGAAAAAGGUGCCAGCCUGCAGGGAAUACCUUGCCAAGAUAUUCAAGGACCUGACGCUGCACAAGAGGCCCGUGGUCAAGGAGCGGACACCCAACACGCCCAGAAUCAUCUACAUAGCCGGGGGAUUUUUCAACAGCUCCAUCGACAGGAUGGAGGGUUUCAACGUCGACGACAAGACCUGGACAGAGUGCGCCAAGCUUCUGGUUCCGAGGUCUGGACUGGGCGGGGCUUUUCUCAAGGGCAUGUUUUACGCAGUAGGCGGCAGGAAUAACAGUCCCGGCAGUCGAGUCGGAUACGACAGCGACUGGGUGGAUCGGUACAAUCCCGUGACGGACCAAUGGAGGCCCUGUAGUCCACUGUCGGUACCGAGAAACCGAUGCGGCGUCGCCGUCAUGGACGGUCUGCUCUACGCGGUAGGGGGCUGCAACGGCCAGGUCUUUCACUCGAGCGUCGAGUGCUACGACCCCGAACAGGACACUUGGACUUACAUCAAGCCAAUGCACAAAAAGAGGCUGGGUGUCGUUGUCGCGGUGGUCAAUAGACUAAUGUACGCGAUGGGCGGUUACGAUGGCAUCGAAAGACUGAACAGCGUGGAGUGCUAUCAUCCGGAGAACGACGAGUGGAGCGUCGUUUCGCCGAUGCUGAAUAGCCGCUCUGGAUCAGCGGCUGUGAGUGUUGGCCAGUACAUCUACGUGAUCGGAGGCUUCAGCGGGGAAAAGCAGCUCGAGUCUGUGGAGCGCUACGACACGGAAAACGACCUCUGGGAGUACGUGAGCCCCCUGCCGACCGCCAGAAGUGCCUUAAGCGUUACCGUCGUCGAUGGAAAAAUAUAUGCCAUGGGUGGAUUCGAUGGAUCAAAGUUCUGCACAAUCGUGGAAAUUUACAACCCGGCGACUGACUUAUGGGAAGAGGGUGAACCCAUGACCCUGCCCAGAUCUGGCCACGCCAGCGCGAUCACGCAGUGCAUGCCGUGCGCCAUAAGCUGCGAUCACUGGGAUCACAAUAUUAAUUUGCAAAAGGCGCCAUCGUGACGUUAGUUGGUGACUCGACAAUGGUGGUGAAAAAUUUCGUGACAGUGCUAAAGUGCAACUGCAGUGUUGUGAUCUAGAAAAUAAUCCAAGAGCAGUGUGUUUGAGAGAAUAAAUUGGCCUUCCAGAUACUUAGUCCUUUGAAAGCUUUGAACCAAGUUCUACUACUAUUUCUUGUGUCCAUUUUUUACUGCACAAUUUUUUUUUUUUUUUUUUUUUCA
This is a messenger RNA of Copidosoma floridanum, 2589 nucleotides long. RefSeq names its product kelch like ECH associated protein 1 (gene Keap1). NCBI's taxonomy places the organism in Eukaryota, Metazoa, Arthropoda, Insecta, Hymenoptera, Encyrtidae. Gene Ontology annotation, molecular function: protein binding. The record is from RefSeq and is a predicted model, not a curated record.